Molecule: messenger RNA, 1701 nt
Organism: Aspergillus pseudotamarii
Lineage: Eukaryota; Fungi; Ascomycota; Eurotiomycetes; Eurotiales; Aspergillaceae
Exons: 3
Coding region: 1-1701 (566 amino acids)
Source: RefSeq, a predicted model, not a curated record
AUGCUAGACUGGCUCCGCAAACUCUUCGGCGCCGACAACGCUGCCCUAGACCGGAGGGACCAGCAGCGUCGAAGUCGGAAGCGAAGCAAACAGAUGCGCGCUCGUGAACAAGAACUGCGCAGACAGAACCAGAAGCAGGAGUUAAAAGGCGGGAAGCGCAGAACACCGUUCUUUUGGGGGUCGCCAGGUGUUACUACCCCUUGUACUCGAUUGUUCGAAAAGAUAUUACUCUCAGCGCCUGAGUCCAGCUUCACUGGAAUGCACCACGAUAACAUCCAAUCAUACUCGGCUGCUAUGGAAGAGGGCCUAGUCAACAAGACAGCGGCGGCACUCCAGGCCGGCACCACAGCAGGCCUUAGGCUGAGAGACCUGGUGCAGCAGGAAGUAUUCCAAAAGCAAUUUCCUGCGAUACAGCGGCAGAUCUCGAACCUCCAGACUGCGUUUAUUACAGCUGAGAAUGAGUUCACACAGGAUGCACGCCGCCUCCUGCCCAAACUGCGAGACGGCAACACAGACGAGAACGCGAUGAUCACCGAACUUCGAGCGGCUGUCGCCCUCUUUGAGCAGCGUGCUAAGCUUGCAGAACGGUUUAUCAUCAACAAAUGCAAAGAGGCUAAUGUGCUUCGCACAACCGUCGCGACGCUGCUGGACUCCAACUUCGAGAAUCACCUCGGUGGGAUUAAGGCGCAGUCUUUGGUCGGCGGCGGAGUCCCCAGACUGCUGUUAUCUUUCGGGGGUCGGUCGAUUGGGCGUGCCAAGCACCCAUUCCAAGCGAAAGUCGAGUCUCGAGCUUCCAAAUUUGAUACUAGUGAUGCUAAAAAGGAGGGGAGCGAAUCCGAAGAGGAUUCGGACGAUGAGGAUGAAGAGUGGUUUGAAGACCAAGAAACCGUCACGAGGAUACAGCAGUCUUGUGCGGACCUCCGUAAGCAGCGCUUGCUGACAGCUUCAGGCGUUACCGUCGCUUUUGGGGUGGCAGGUAUUGACAAGGCGUAUGUUAUGAAAAACGAGAAGAAAAAAGCGACCAAAGUUGGCGAAAUUGUGUUAGACAGCCAGGGAAAGCUUGUCCUGGUACCUGGAAGGCUCGCCAAACCCCCCACGGCUCCAACGCUGACCGUUCAAGGCCAAACUAUCACUGUGGCUUGGCUUCAGGAGCGCGACGAAGCCGACGAAAAGGUGAUCCCAACGACCGGUUUCACCAUCAAGUACUGCCGUCGACUCAACCCCGACAAGGACGGCGUAUUCCCCCGGGCAAGCGAGAACGAGGUCGCGGCCGAGGUCAGCUGCAACGCCUCCAACACCAAGGACACACUCUCGAAAUCGAAGCCGGGAAGCACACCAUGGGACCUGUACACUCCCGAUAAUGGCAACAGCAAGAAGACACUCUUUCUGGGUCUCACCCAAAUAGCCCAGCGUGAAUGCACAGAUCAACGAUUCCAAAACCAAGUUGCUGUCCGUAUCGUUGACGUCGCACCUGAGUUCAAGCCCGAGAUCAAAGCUGCACCCAUUGAAGACUCAGAUAAUACUGUGGUGGCUGUUUUUGCAGGAACUAGUGGCCACGGCAAAAGCACCGAAAUCAACGCCUUCAUCUCAUAUCUGCUCGGUCAACAUAUUGACGACCCGGCACGCAUCCUGGUCAUCGACGACCGUGGAGCCAAACAGUCUGAUUCAGUGACCCAGAUUAUGACUUGCUUCUGUAUCUGA